This is a messenger RNA of Homarus americanus (American lobster), 1923 nucleotides long. RefSeq lists its product as uncharacterized. The coding region runs from base 102 to 1814 and encodes 570 amino acids. NCBI's taxonomy places the organism in Eukaryota, Metazoa, Arthropoda, Malacostraca, Decapoda, Nephropidae. The record is from RefSeq and is a predicted model, not a curated record. Gene Ontology annotation, molecular function: protein binding. The transcript is spliced from 7 exons.
CAGAGUGUGUUACAUCACUAGCCACAUACUUCAUCUACGACAAACCAAUAAACAUCACCUGCACAAUAACGUCACAUCCGCCUGUCAAAACCAUUCACUGGAUGUGGAAAAACAACGAUGACGUCACCAGCACUCCGCCAAUAAGCGAGCACACAGAGAUCACGUCAGCUCAGUUGAGAGUUCGUCCUUUCCCCGGGGGUGAGGACAGGACGCUGUCAUGUUGGGGCGUCAACGAGAUGGGUUCACAAGUGACACCAUGCAAGUUCUCCAUCAAAGAGGUCGCCGUGCCACAGUCGUCGUGUCGUGUUGCCAAUAUCAGCAGUACGUCACUUAGCCUGGCCUGUCAGACGCCCCAUAUGGUUCAUGACCCCUCCGUGCUUUACACCGCCGAGGUAUACUUCGCCAACCGCACGCUCUUCGCCAACGUGACGUCCAAUCAGCCUAACUUCAACGUGAGUCGUCUGGACGCAGGCACCAGCUACCAGAUCAAGGUGUAUGUGAGACACGGACCCAUCACCUCCCAGCCUGUACUGGUGUCUGCCUAUACCUCCAGGUCCUCCACCACACCACCAAAUGGGGGCAAUGACAUGGACGAAGGCGGAGUUGUGGGCGGGGUGGUGGGCGGCGUAGUGGUGACGGCCGUGGUGGUGGGCGGUGGGGUGUGGGCAAGACUGUACUGGGUCAAGAAGAUCACAGCCACCAAGAGUAACUCCCUCCGCCUCACCUCCCUGGACGACACCCACCCCAUGUUGACUGUUGAGGGACCAGUGUAUCAGGCAGUACCCGGAGAGUGUGAGGAGGACAGCGAGGACUACCAACCUCAGGCUUCACACCCCCAGGACGACAACACCUGCGGCAUAGCAACCGUCGAGGACAUCUUCAAGGUGGUGGUCAACCCUCGCCGUCAGAGGGCUGCCAUGAAAAAAAUAAAAGCAGUGGAGACGCCCGCAGACGAGAAGGAACAGGAGGCAGUGAAAAACGCGAACAACUACCUGGGAGAGUGGCUGCAGCUGUUCCCUAAGGAGUGCGAGGACACGCUGGCCAAGAAGCUGCAACACGUGUCUAAGAAAGACGACGAGUAUAUCGGUGAGUGGCUGCAGCACCUCCCUCAGGACGCCGAGGACUACCCCGGGGGUUGGGUCAUCAAUUCCUCCCGCAACGAAGACAACUUCUCCACCCCUAACCUUCAACUGUGUCCCAAGACAGUAGAAGAGCCUCCUGGUGGAUGGUUACGGAAGUCUAACAAAGAAGGCACCGUUUACACGGGCAAGAUGACAUCGGGAAUUACUACUAGCGUCAGUGAAUCUACCGGUAAUUGGGAAGACCACUCUCCCCAGGGUGCAGCAGGCAUCCUCGGGGGAACACUACCACGUCCUCAGAACCUAGCAGAAAGUUAUGAAGACUGGAGGCUCAAGUACACAUCCAACGAACCACAACACUUCCGAGGUAAUAUGUUACAAAAUCACCCCAGAGAACCAAAGAACUAUGGCGGUGAUGCACCACGACAGCUACCCGGGGGAACAGCACACCGCGGAGGCUGGACUUUACCGCGGCCCUCAACAUUAGGUGAUAACUACCCUCUCAGGACUCUACAGUCUACAUCCACAGUAACAGAAAACUACCCUGGUGCAGUACUGCGACGUUCCUCAAGAUUAACAGAUCACAGACGCCCGAGGUCUUUAGUUUUACCAAGUAGAGUUGAAAACCUUCCGCCGAGGAGACAGAGGAGGGAGUCGCAGAACACGGAGCUGAGGAGUGAGGACCUGCCCUGUUCCGUCCACCAGCUCAUGUUCGCUGAGGAGACCAUCCUCUGAUACCGCCUCAUCUAUAAGUUGUGAGGGUGAACCGUCCUCUGCCCGGGGUUGCCGAGGUUACUCACGUUGCCUUUAAUCUAAGCAUAUUUUUAAUAAACCACUUGACAUA